AUGCACAGGGCCAGGUUCUCUGCAAUCUGUCAGGCUGGAAUGUUCUUACUCCCAGUGUCUAAGAUAAGAGCAGGAAUGUGGGAAUGGAGGAAACUGAGAACAAAAGAUGACUGAGCUUCAUUGCACGUGACUGGUCAGCUCAUCCGGUGGAAAGAUGGAGACCGUGGUAAUCGUAGCUAUUGGUGUCCUGGCUACUAUCUUUCUGGCUUCCUUUGUGGCUUUGGUUGUGGUCUGCAGGCAACGCUACUGCCGAACGAAAAACCUUCUCACACACUACAACAACAAGCCAACUGUGGAUUUAAUUGGAGCAAUGGAAACCCAGUCUGAACCUUCAGACCUGGAACUGGACGAUGUUGUGAUCACAAACCCACAAAUUGAGGCAAUUUUGGAAGAUGAAGACUGGAUUGAAGAUGCAUCUGGCCUUGUGUCUCAUUGCAUCUCUAUUCUAAAGAUAUGCCAUACACUGACCGAAAAGCUGGUUGCUAUGACCAUGGGGUCAGGUGCUAAAAUGAAGACUUCCUCCAGUUUGAGCGAUAUUAUUAUUGUUGCAAAGAGAAUCAGUCCAAGAGUUGAUGACGUGGUCCGUUCCAUGUAUCCUCCUCUGGAUCCGAAACUACUUGAUGCAAGGACCACUGCUCUUCUGCUGUCGGUAAGCCAUCUUGUUUUAGUGACAAAAAAUGCCUGUCACCUAACAGUUGGCAUGGAUUGGAUCGAUCGGUCUCUUUCGGAUGCUGAAGAACAUAUGCAAGUCCUCCGAGAAGCUGCGAUGGCCACUGAACCUGAACGAGUGAUCACAGGAGCAGAUAACUUUCUGCAAGAGCAGUCUACGAUAUAGCGUCCUGGAUGGGGAUGGCAGUCCAGCAACCCCAAAAAUGCUUCUCUUUAGUAGCCUUAACUUUCAAGAUUUCUCUCAUAGAGUCUCUCUAGGACAGUAGAUCACUUGCGAGAACCGAAAGGUGUCCUUUACAGGUAGACACUGGUCCACAGGCUCCUUAAAGGGGUAUUCCACUGGCCAGCGUUCGUGAGUAAAUGUUCCGAACGCUGUUUUUGCCCUGCAGGGGUCGGCCAUGCCCCUAGUGACUUCCUGGCUCCAAAAAGUUAAACAGAUUUGUAAGUUACUUUUAUUUAAAAAAAAUCUUAAUCCUUUCAGUACUUAUGAGCUGCUGAAGUUGAGUUGUUCUUUUCUGUCUAAGUGCUGACACCUGUCUCGUGAACUGUCCAGAGUAGAAUCAAACCCCCCAUUGCAAACCUCCUCUACUCUGUGCAGUUCCCGAGACAAGCAGAGAUGUCAGCAGAGAGCACUGUUGCCAGACAGAAAAGAGCAACUCAACUUCAGCAGCUGA
Messenger RNA from Hyla sarda, 1343 nucleotides. RefSeq names its product transmembrane protein 98 (gene TMEM98). The record is from RefSeq and is a predicted model, not a curated record. The transcript is spliced from 7 exons. NCBI's taxonomy places the organism in Eukaryota, Metazoa, Chordata, Amphibia, Anura, Hylidae. Gene Ontology annotation, cellular component: endoplasmic reticulum. The coding region runs from base 155 to 835 and encodes 226 amino acids.